AUGGCGUUACACAGAUUGUCGAAGAGAAAAGGAUGCGCCGAUCAACUCAACGAUGAUUUUCCUCUCUCUUCUCCCGCGACCAAGAUUCGUCGUCUCGAUGCAGAGUUGCCGCCAAUUGUGGAAGAAGAGGAACCGUUACCGUCACCUAACGAGGAGAGAGCUCUCGUGCUUUUCAAACCUCUCGCUCAUUCCUCUUUCUCUUUCACCGUCGAUUCUGACAUUAUCGAUGGAAUUAAAAACAAUCAGUCUCUGUGGUCCAAACAGUGUGAUGGCGUUGUGUCAGGGUUACAAUCACUUGAGAAGGGUAGUGAUGAAUUGGCUCUCGUGCCUUGGGUACCUUCUCCUUCUUAUCAGUUCUCCGUUGUUGAUGGUUCUGACAACACAAAUACCGAGUUAAUGGAAGCUGAUGAUGAUAUGGAAGAAGAAGGUGUGGGUUCUAUGAUGAUGGAUAUUGAACAAGAAGGCACUUAUAAUGACCCUACAACUGACACAUCAAACAUUCACUACCCAACAACACACAAUGUAGUAACAGAGGGGUUCCAGCAACACUGCUUGUUCCCUCAGCUUCCUCACAACACGUCAACACCAAUCACUUGGAGCCGCUGA
Messenger RNA from Sphenostylis stenocarpa, 606 nucleotides. The record is from the annotation of a GenBank genome assembly. Lineage: Eukaryota; Viridiplantae; Streptophyta; Magnoliopsida; Fabales; Fabaceae.